AUGAUCAACAACCCAGAAGAUGAAAUUGGUCGAGGCAGCGAAAGCAGCAGUACCCAGGACCAGCGUGACGGGGGCGUGAUGCGAAUCCUUUGUCCGGGAAACGAUGCGAGACUCCAAAGGGCGACGAUCGUGCUGGUCGUCGUGUGGUUCACGUUGAGCUACGGCACGUUUGGGGUGGCCACGUGGAACAACCAGGUCUUUGCCGAUAUCGGGCUGUCCAACCCGUACCUGUGUUCUGUUAUCUACUCCCUCUCCGACCUCCCGGGAAAUGUAGCGUCCAUUUUUUUGGUUGAACAGGUUGGGCGAAAACCGCUUUUGUCUGCAUCAAUGGUGCUUGCUGCGGUUGCGGCAUCAGUGUUCGCUCUCGGCUCUGGAUCUGGAGCAGCGGUGGUAGUUUCUGGAUGCCUAUUCAACGCGUUUAUCACGUGCGGAUGGAAUGCCCUAGAUGUCGUUUCGACAGAGGCGUUUCCGACUGCCGCGAGGGUGUCGGGGAUGGGGCUGGUGUCGGCGGCGGGGACACUGGGUUCGAUUGGGGCACAGUUCGCGAACGGUUCCUUAGAGGGUAACGUUUUCCUUCUGCUCGCCGUGACGAGCGGAUUGACAUUGGUGGGAGGGUUGGCAUCGUUCCUGCUCCCUGGAGAAACGUUAGGGGUGUCUCUCGAUGGCACGACGCCAGAUCGUGCAGUCCCAUAA
Molecule: messenger RNA, 693 nt
Organism: Ectocarpus siliculosus
Lineage: Eukaryota; Phaeophyceae; Ectocarpales; Ectocarpaceae
Source: the annotation of a GenBank genome assembly